GACUACGUCAGAUUUUAAAGACGUAACCGGGAAAGAUGGCGGCACGCUUGGCGAUGCGGUGUGCCUAUGCACAAUUGUUUUCAACACUUCCAGGGCUCUCUAAAUCUAGUGUGUUCUCGCCACAUCGUAUCGUCUCGCAGGUUUAUCUCCAAAGACCUCUCUCUGCUUCGUCAAGGCUCAGUGCAGCACUUAAAUAUACCGACAAGCACGAAUGGGUGCGAGUAGACGAUGGUGUUGGAACUGUAGGCAUCAGCAGCUUCGCCCAGGAAGCAUUAGGGGAUGUGGUGUACUGUGGCCUACCAGAUGUUGGAACACAGCUGUCACAAUCAGAUGAGUUUGGUGCCCUGGAGAGUGUGAAGGCAGCCAGUGAGCUGUAUUCCCCUCUGACAGGUGAGGUUGUGGAGGUCAACGAGGCUUUGGCUGACAAGCCCGGCCUUGUCAACAAAUCCUGCUACAAAGAUGGCUGGCUGAUGAAGAUGACCAUUACAAAUCCAGCUGAACUCGACUCCCUCAUGGACGAAGCCGCCUACGAAAGAUACAUCAAAUCCAUCGAGGACUAGAGGGUGUGCAAAGUGUGUGUGUUGGUUAAUGUCUCAGGCUUGUGUGUGUGUGUGCAUGUAUGCACACCACAAUGGACUAAUAAUGUACUUGAGAAAUGCUUAAGUGUUAGCAGAGUUAGCAGCAGGAUGAUCAUGACGGUGGGCAUGCAUUUCUCAGUACGGACCAGAGACCAGUGGCCAGUGCCUACACGUGUUUAAACACACUCCCAAGUUUCAAUGAACCAAUAUACACAUCCUGUUGAUACCUUGCCCACUACCUUGUGUUUGUAAAAUUUCACACACGUGCAAACCCAAAAUCACACCCUCACAGUCUCUAUGCACUAGAUACAGAUUUCUGCAUUUCCUUGAGUGUGAGCACUGGACACUGGUUGACCCAUGGCCGGCCGUAAAGAACUUUGAUUCUGUUCUGUUUCAGCAAAGCUUUACAAGUUAAACUUUUUCAUUGUUUGCAUUUGGGACAUGUACACUUCCCUGUGAUCCUGUUGGCAGCCUUUUGAAUCUAUUUAAGAGGUUACAUUUACCAGCAAUGUUUGCUGGUAAAUGUAACGGUUUGACCACAGCUGGAGGUGGACAUAGCUGGAGGUGGGGGGAGGGGCAUCUUCCUUGUCUUUGGUCAUGUGAAUGCAGAUCAUUGGCCCUUGAGUUGACAUCUGACUGAACUGCUGUACAGUAUUUGUAGAUACUAACACCAAUAAAAACUGUCAUGGACAAAUGGCUGUA
Sardina pilchardus (European sardine) is the source of this 1280-nucleotide messenger RNA. It is a transcript of the gene gcsha, whose product is annotated as glycine cleavage system protein H (aminomethyl carrier), a. The record is from RefSeq and is a predicted model, not a curated record. The coding region runs from base 36 to 560 and encodes 174 amino acids. The transcript is spliced from 5 exons. Gene Ontology annotation, cellular component: glycine cleavage complex; mitochondrion; cytoplasm. NCBI's taxonomy places the organism in Eukaryota, Metazoa, Chordata, Actinopteri, Clupeiformes, Clupeidae. Gene Ontology annotation, biological process: glycine decarboxylation via glycine cleavage system; protein lipoylation.